This is a messenger RNA of Aphanomyces invadans, 1376 nucleotides long. RefSeq lists its product as hypothetical. The record is from RefSeq and is a predicted model, not a curated record. NCBI's taxonomy places the organism in Eukaryota, Oomycota, Saprolegniomycetes, Saprolegniales, Verrucalvaceae. The transcript has 2 exons. Bases 1 to 699 code for a protein of 232 amino acids.
AUGGCACAGUGGCUGCAGAACGCCCUGGCGGAUGCGCUGGGGUUCUCGGAGACGCAGGACAUCGCGGCAUUCAUAGACUCGAUCGAGUCCAAGGACGGUAUCUAUGAGGCCGUCGUGCAAAUGAUCGGCGAAGAAAAGAGCGCCACGGCGCAUACCAUUGCUGCUCGACUUGUCGACGAACGGUGGCGGACAAGAAGAGAAAGCGAUGCCUCCUCGCCCGCUGAAAUCGCCAAGCCCAAACCCCGCCCGCCCCAUGCAAGCCCCAUUACAAAUUGCUUGGAAUGUGGCUUUAUUGAAUACCACGGCGCCGCUGCCUGUGCCUCGUGUGGCGCAUGCCUCCAUUACGUGGACGAACGACCGGACGCCCACGAUGCCCGCGCACAUCGCGAUCGGCUUCUCGCAAACGACGCAUCCCUUUCCCAACGAACAGUUGUACAUGACAUGAAUGCUCAUUUCGAUGCGGACAAGCUCGCACGCGACGACGCGGCUGCGGUUGCAUCAGCCAUGACAAUUCACAUCGACUUGGUCAAUCGAUCCAUUGAAGCGGCGCCAAUGGCAUCUGAUCAAGCAGACAUGAUGGCAAGCCUCGUGCAUCACUUAGAGCGCGACGUGCACAAGGUGGCCAAGCGCGCGCCACCUCCGCUAGCACAUGCUGCCACGGUGGAAGACUUUGACGAAAUCGCCACAGAGUAUGUGUAAGCAGCGUUCUCCGUUGAUGCUGGCCGCGCCAAGGCAAUUCAUUGGCGCUACUCGUAUAUUAGACUUGCCACCGUCCUGUGUGUACUAUUGCUGCUUGGCCAGUUUGCGAUGCAAUGCAUCCAAAAUCUUCUUGAUGCGAUCCAGCAUCACUUGGUCCGACGAGGAGCAAUUCUUGCUGUCAUACGGAGGGUGGAUGACGACUUCCAUGACGCGGAUGUGUUGGCCUUCCCAGUGACAGGGCAUCGUUUUGCUCAGCGCGUCGAAGAUAGACUGGCCGAACGGGGACACGUUCUUUCCAAUGGAGGCGAGGGCUUUUUCAGCCAACUCGCGGCUCUGCAACUCCAGUUUUUGCAGCUUGUCCUCAGAAACAGCGCACGGCGGGCCAGAUGACCGAGCCGUGAGCGACGAUUCCCACGAAUCUUCGUCUUUCUCGAUAAUCUCGACGCUCUGGACUGAUGCGAUGUUCAAGAGUUGAGUCGAGUCCACACUCUUGACGACCAGAAAGCCAGACACAGGAUCCAACGUAUACACGCUGCCUUCAAUCAGGGGGGCAUCAUCGAAUAACUUGACACGGAUCCAAGUGUCCAGCGCCACAUUUCGGCCUUCCACGCCAUUUCCGUUCUGCACAGGCAGUUCCACCAGCACCUCGUCCGCCAUGAUGCAAAUUCCUGGCGACA